Molecule: messenger RNA, 1419 nt
Organism: Acaulospora colombiana
Lineage: Eukaryota; Fungi; Glomeromycota; Glomeromycetes; Diversisporales; Acaulosporaceae
Source: the annotation of a GenBank genome assembly
AUGUAUUCGAAAGAUUUGUCGGCUGCCCUUCUCAGAGACAUUUCAAACAUUUACAAAGGAGCGGAUGACUAUAAUCUACAUAUAAUCGUGGGCGAAGAACCAAACACCGAAGUUUUCAAAGCUCACUCUGUGAUUUUGCGGGCUAGGUCUUCUUAUUUUCAUGCCGCGUUAUCGAACAAUUGGGUGGUUAGAGACGGCGACAUGAUGCGUUUCAAAAAGCCAAACAUUUCUCCGGACGUAUUUCGGAUCAUUUUGAACUUGGAUUCGAGCAAUGGCGAAAUCAAUUUCGUAGAAUUACUUACCGCCGCCGACGAACUAACCCUCACCGAUCUGGUCGAAUACAUCCAAGAUCACAUCAUCAACAUGGAUCGUACCUGGUUUCAACAAAACAUUAUUCAACUUUUCAACACCGUCUCGUGUCACGAGAUGCUCUUCAACAAACUCCUCGAGCACUGCACAAAACUUAUAAUCAACGAACCCAAAAUCCUCUUCGCUUCCGGCGACUUUGGUCAAUUACGCGAGGACGCCUUACUUUCCAUCAUCUCACAGAACACCCUGCAAAUGAAGGAAAUUCAAAUUUGGGAAUACCUUCUUAAAUGGGGAUUGGCACAGACCAGCGGCAAGUUUGACUCGGACCCCAAAAAUUGGAGUCUCGAGGAAUUCCGAGAGUUGGAAAAGGUGCUUCACAAUGGUAUCCCUCACAUCAGAUUCUUUCAGUUGUCCAGUAGCGAUUAUUAUUACAAGAUUAGACCUUUCAAAAAACUCUUGCCCAAAGAACUUCGCGAGAAUCUAAAAUUAUUCUUUAUAAUUCCUAAUAGUAUUCCAAAAACUUCUUUCUUACCACCAAGAAUUCCAAAGCUUGCUCUUGAUUCUAAUAUAAUCGAUACUAAACGUGCAGCAUUGCUUUGUAGUUGGAUAGAUCGUAGGGAAGGCCCUUCAGUCUAUCUCCCCCACGAGAAUCCCUAUCACCUGAAACUUUUGUUGAGGGGAACCCGAGAUGGAUUCUUGGUUGAGAACUUUAGAAAUCGGUGUUUCAAUCGAGGUCCAACAUUGGUGAUCAUACAAUCCAGUUCCUCGAAUUCCUCGACGGGAUUGACUCGAUCCGGUCAAAUUAUAAUUGGUGGCUAUAAUCCUUCGAGCUGGUCGGGAUCGAAUAAGUUCACGCACUCCACCGAGAGUUUCAUAUUUUCAUUGUGUAGCGACGCACAAUCCCAUAUCACUACGCUAAGCAGAAUUGUAGUGGAGAACGAUGCAAUUUCAGAUGAUGACAGUCAAUUCAUUGGAUUUGGACACGGAGACUUGUAUAUUUUUAAGGGCAGUUGUCAAAAGAGAGACUACAUGUACGGGAUUUUGGACAAGACCAAGUUUUCGAUGGAAGAGUUGGAAGUUUUUCAGGUGGUAAAAGAUUCGGACUCUUGA